Arabidopsis arenosa is the source of this 2360-nucleotide messenger RNA. Lineage: Eukaryota; Viridiplantae; Streptophyta; Magnoliopsida; Brassicales; Brassicaceae. The record is from the annotation of a GenBank genome assembly.
AGUCCCCAAUUACAUUCUCUUGUAAUGAGUAAUCAUAGAACAUCAAUCUUUGUGGUACUAAGUUUGGUUAUAAUUCUCAAUGGGCAGAGCAGUUUCUUGGCGCGAGCCGGUGCUGAGAGAAAGGUUCAUAUAGUUUAUUUAGGUGAGAAGCAGCAUGAUGAUCCCGAGUUUGUCACGGAAUCUCAUCAUCGGAUGUUGUGGUCACUUCUUGGAAGUAAAGAAGAUGCCCAUGAUUCAAUGGUGCAUAGUUUUCGACAUGGCUUCUCAGGUUUUGCGGCCAAACUUACCGAGUCUCAAGCCAAGAAAAUUGCGGAUUUACCUGAAGUUGUUCAUGUCAUACCGGAUAGAUUCUACAAACCGGCAACAACUCGGACUUGGGACUACUUAGGCCUUUCUGCUGCCAAUCCAAAGAAUCUUCUAAAUGAAACUAAUAUGGGUGAACAAAUGAUUAUCGGUAUUAUCGACACAGGAGUAUGGCCAGAAUCUGAAGUAUUUAACGAAAAUGGGAUUGGACCCGUGCCAAGCCACUGGAAAGGAGGCUGUGAAUCAGGAGAGGAUUUUAAUUCCUCUCACUGCAAUAAAAAGCUCAUAGGAGCCAAAUACUUCAUCAACGGUUUUCUUGCGGAGAACGAAAGCUUCAACUUCACAGAAUCACUUGACUUCAUUUCCCCUAGAGGCUAUAAUGGUCAUGGAACACAUGUUGCAACCAUCGCGGGCGGCUCAUACGUGCCCAAUACAAGCUACAAGGGCCUAGCUGGAGGGACUGUGAGAGGUGGGGCACCGCGUGCUCGUAUAGCAGUGUACAAGACUUGUUGGUAUCUUGAUGAUUUAGACAUAACGAGUUGUUCAUCCGCUGACAUCUUGAAAGCAAUGGACGAAGCAAUCCAUGAUGGUGUUGAUGUUCUAUCUCUUUCUCUAGGCUUUGAACCUUUGUAUCCAGAAACCGAUGUUAGAGAUGGGAUAGCUACUGGGGCAUUCCAUGCGGUCUUAAAGGGUAUUACAGUUGUUUGUGCCGCUGGUAACGCGGGUCCAGCGGCUCAAACCGUUACAAACUUGGCUCCUUGGAUCAUCACAGUGGCUGCAACUACUCUAGAUCGGUCCUUUGUCACACCUAUGACACUUGGGAACAAUAAAGUGAUAUUGGGUCAAGCAAUAUACACAGGUCCAGAAGUUGGCUUCACUAGCUUGGUUUAUCCAGAGAAUCCAGGGAACAGCAAUGAAAGCUUUUCUGGUACCUGUGAGCGUCUUCUCAUCAAUUCUAAUAGUACAAUGGCGGGGAAAGUCGUGUUGUGUUUCACAGAAUCACCUUAUAGUAUUUCUGUAACAAGGGCUGCACGUUAUGUGAAGAGAGCCGGUGGUCUCGGUGUAAUCAUCUCAGGACAGCCAGGCAAUGUUCUCCGACCAUGUCUAGAUGAUUUCCCUUGUGUUGCUGUUGACUACGAGCUUGGGACGGAUAUACUUUUUUACAUACGUUCAAAUGGAUCACCUAUAGUGAAGAUACAACCUUCUAGGACACUCAUUGGACAACCAGUGGGUACAAAGGUAGCAAGUUUCUCAUCAAGAGGACCUAAUCCAAUUUCAGCAGCAAUCCUUAAAAUCAGCUAUUGUCACUACAGGUUUCUUAUAUUGUUCAUUCAAAGUAAAUUAGAUAAAAACAAGAACAUAGACGAUAUCGAUAAUCGUCUUUACUCUGCAGCUUGGAGAACAGAUCCAUUUGGAGAACAGAUUUUUGCGGAAGGGUCACCUCGGAAGCCAGCUGAUCCAUUCGACUAUGGUGGAGGUCUUGUGAAUCCAGAGAAAGCUACAAAACCAGGUCUUGUAUAUGACUUGGGACUCGAAGACUAUGUUCUUUACAUGUGUUCUGUUGGUUACAAUGAGUCAUCAAUCUCUCAACUUGUCGGUAAAGGAACAACCUGUUCGAAUCCUAAACCAUCUGUUCUUGAUUUCAACUUACCCUCCAUCACAAUCCCAAACCUCAAAGAUGAAGUUACUCUCACUAGAAUCCUCACUAACGUUGGCCCACUCGACUCGGUCUAUAAAGUAACGGUUGAGCCACCGUUGGGCAUUCAAGUGACCGUCACACCGGAGACUUUAGUGUUUAACUCUACAACCAAAAGGGUCUCUUUUAAAGUGAGAGUCUCGACCACACACAAAAUCAACACAGGUUACUACUUUGGAAGCUUGACUUGGAGUGACUCUGUGAACAGUGUCACCAUUCCUCUAUCUGUGAGAACUCAAAUUAUGCCCUACUACUACGAUGAGAAUUGAACAGAAAAAAUAAAAAACUAACCAUAUGUGACUUAUGAGUUUGUACUUAUGUUUUGUGAAUGCAUUGCAGUGAUUAAACAUUAAAUUUUGUG